AUGUUUCGUUUUAAAACAGUUUCCUCCUUAUUAUUCUUAACAGCUGCAAUACUCGUGUGUUGUGUCUUUAUUCUUCAUUUUUUGACUCCAACAUAUGAAUCUUUUGAAAAUAUCGUUCACGAGUCAAAUGAAAAUGUUUCUGGUGUGAAGUUUUUACCAAGUGGUGAGGCUCAUGGUUCAAGGGCAAAUUUGCUAACGCCAGCGAAUGAAUCUAACCAAAAUAUCAUUGAACCUUCGAUAAAGUGUCAUGAUUAUUCAAUACCUAUUGAAAAAUACCGUUCACAACCAAUAGUUCGUGGUGUUAUUGUUAGUUUUCCGUCAUUAAAAUCCGAUUAUUAUUUUGUACAAUUCCGUUGGUUUUAUCGAAGUUGGAUAGAAUCAGAAAUGUUUACAUUAGAUCAUUGGCGUACGGAUAUAAUUAUACUUAUUGCUGAUCAAUUUCCGAGUCGUACACGAAAAGUAUUAGAACAUCUAGAUUGUCGUGUAGAAAAUCAACGAACAUCUCGUCGGCAAAUCUCACGAUGUAUACUUGUUAAUCAUAAAUUAUUUUCACAAAGAUCUCGAUCUCAACGGCAACUCUAUAUUGGCAAGUAUCCACUGCUUAAUCCAGCGAAUAAACUUCAUCCUAAUAUUGAUCGUUUAUUUGCUAUUUAUGAUUAUACAAAUAGAAACGAAGCAAAUAUGUAUGAUUUACUAAUGGUUACAACGAUGAACACAUUUUUAACAACACAGUUUGGAAAAUAUAUUCCCAUUAAAUGUUCAUUUCUUAUUGGUACAACGCCAGAUUAUUCAACUUGGUAUGGUAAAACUGAUCAAAUUAAGCAAUUUGCUCAUACUCUUCUAUCUACAUUAAAACAAUCUGAUGGAACUCGAAAAAAUGUAACGAUUGAUUUUCCAUCAGCAAUAGAGAAAUUAAAGUCAACAUUUUCAUUUAUUGAAGGACAAGUUGAUGUAUCAUGUGAUUCAAAAAUCACUACUUAUCGAACAUCUGUAUAUCAUUUAAAAUGUUACGCACAUUCAACAAGUUUAUUUUCAGAAAGAAUGUUUCGUGAAAACGCAUACGAUGGUUAUGAAAAAGAGCCGUUUAAUAUUUACAUAGCGCGAGAAUAUGCAACAUUAAUGGCUCUUCAAUCAAAAGUUAUGACGCUUGAUGGUUUGCAUUCAUUAGCUAUUAAUGUGACACGACGGGCAGUUUUCACAUAA
Molecule: messenger RNA, 1203 nt
Organism: Rotaria socialis
Lineage: Eukaryota; Metazoa; Rotifera; Eurotatoria; Philodinida; Philodinidae
Source: the annotation of a GenBank genome assembly